AUGAGUUGUGAGAAAAGAGAAAAUUACAAAAGGAAGAAUGCAUCUGAAAGCAAUAAUUCUUCAGAAGGAAUUUAUAAUAUGAACGUUAAAUGUCCUUUUAGACUGAGAUCUGUGACAUGUGGUGGCACUUGGAAGGUGAUAGUUAGGCGUGAGUUACACAGUCAUAAAAUAUAUAAGAAUCUAGAAGGGCAUGAUAUAUUAGACCGCCUAAAAGAUCAUGAAAGACAAUUUAUGAAUGACAUGACGAAGUACAACACGACUCAAAGGUACAUAGUUGCUGCUUUGAAAGACAAAGGUCCAGAAAAUCUCACCAGUGUUACUCCGGUGUAUAAAGCUAGAGCUACAUAUAAUGCGAGCAAGAGAGGUCCAUUGACGAAAAUGAAAAUGCCGUUGAGUCUUAUUCAUAGAGAAAAAUACAUGUGUUGUACUAGAAAUAGGGAAUACUUAAAUGUUGUUGCUGAUAUCUUUUGGACACAUCCUGAUUUAGUGUACCGGCUACCACUGCUUGAGAUUGUUGGUGUUACGUCAACAACGUUGAUGUUUUCGGCUAAUAGAGAAACUGAGUUUGUCGAACACUUGAAGCACUUCGAGACUGUUUGUGUUGAUAUUCCUUUAUUUGUUAAGUAUAUGAGUGAAACAUGGUUGAAACCUUAUAAAGAAAUGUUUGUUGCUGCUUUGACUAACAAAGUCACUCAUUUAGGGAACACAACAACGAACAGGGUGGAGUCUGCUCAUUGGAGACUAAAAAACAUGUUCACUACAAGCCGGGGAGAUUUAUGCCGAAGUUGGGAUGUUGUGAACACCAUGUUAAAGUUGCAGCUAAGUUCAAUUAGGGUCUCAUUUCAAAAACUGACUCCCAGGAGCCAGAUGAAGAUUGACUCUGAUCCUCUGCAAGUAGCUGACGCCCAUUACAUAGAGCCAGAUAAUGUAAAUGUGGUAGAAGUUACUGAUGACUUCGGCAACACCAUCAACAUUGCCGAAGUUACUGAGGACCUUGAUAACAAGGUUGUCAUGGUCAGGGUCUCUGAGUACCUCGGCCAGGAUUUCCUUAAGAAUUUUGCUCAGGAGGCUGUUGAAGGCUUCGCCAACGGAACCACUGAUGUUUCGACCCUGGAGUCACUGAAGAUUCCAAUUUGA
Lathyrus oleraceus (garden pea) is the source of this 1137-nucleotide messenger RNA. RefSeq lists its product as uncharacterized. The transcript has 5 exons. NCBI's taxonomy places the organism in Eukaryota, Viridiplantae, Streptophyta, Magnoliopsida, Fabales, Fabaceae. The record is from RefSeq and is a predicted model, not a curated record. The coding region runs from base 1 to 1137 and encodes 378 amino acids.